GUAAGAAAGUCCUGCCCAGCUGUUUGCGAAGUUUAAGAUUUCCUGUUUCCCCUGCAGCGCCGAAGUGAAGUUUUCAGUGAGUCACCCUCGGUCCCGAGCAGCGGAGCCGCGCAGCCCCGCUCCCCGCCUGCCCUGCCACCGCCGCCGCGGCCUCCUCGCCGCCCCCGCGCCCCGCCCGCGGCUCGCCGGCCGUGCCGAUCCGGCUCCACGAUGACUCCCCGGCUGCCGAGGAGCCUGCGGCGGCUGCUGCUGCGCCUUUCCCUCUGGGUCCUCAUGGGCAGUUCGGUCCCCGCUGUGCUCCGGGCGGAAUUUAUGUCACCUGUAGACAGAAAUAAGGAAAGUGGAUUGAAAAUGCCAAACCUAUGCAAAUUUUGUGACAUUAAAGUAACAACCUGCUCAAAUCAACAUCAGUGCAAGAGCAACUGCAACAUCACUUCUAUCUGUGAGAAAACUAGUGAAGUCUGUGUUGCUAUAUGGAGACAGAAUGAUGAAAAUGUGACCCUAGAAACAAUUUGCCAUGAUCCCCAAAAAACACUUUAUGGCCACGUUUUGGAUGACUACAACUCAAAGAAGUGUUUGAUGAGGGAAAAGAAGGAAGAUGGGGGAUUGAUGUUCAUGUGUUCCUGUACAAGUGAAGAAUGCAACGAUAUGCUCAUUUUUACAUCAGACGACCCUCAAAAGCCACAGGAGAAAGACGAAAUUUCCAAAGUCACAAUCAUAAGUCUUGUCCCAUUACUGGUGAUUUCUGUUGCUGUCAUUGUUAUCUUUUAUGCCUACCGCACUCAUAAGAAGAGGAAACUCAACAAGGCAUGGGAAAAAAAUGUUAAGCCCAGGAAACAUAAGGACUGCAGUGAUGUUUGUGCCAUUAUGUUAGAUGAUGACCGCUCAGACAUCAGUUCUACCUGUGCCAACAACAUCAACCACAACACAGAGUUGCUGCCCAUUGAGUUGGACAUUGUUGUUGGGAAAGGAAGGUUUGCUGAAGUGUAUAAAGCCAAAUUGAAGCAAAACACAUCAGAACAGUAUGAAACCGUGGCAGUCAAGAUUUUCCCCUAUGAAGAAUAUGCCUCCUGGAAAACUGAGAAAGACAUUUUUUCAGAUGUAAACCUCAAGCAUGAGAACAUCCUCCAGUUCUUGACAGCAGAGGAGCGUAAGACAGAUCUUGGUAAACAGUAUUGGUUGAUCACUGCCUUCCAUGCUAAAGGAAACUUGCAGGAAUAUCUCACACGGCACAUUAUCAGCUGGGAGGACCUCUGGAAACUGGGUGGGUCCUUGGCCCGAGGGAUUGCCCAUCUGCAUAGUGAUCACACACCCUGUGGUCGUCCCAAAACCCCUAUUGUACACAGAGACCUAAAAAGUUCCAACAUCCUGGUGAAAAAUGAUUUAACCUGCUGUCUCUGUGACUUUGGGUUAUCCCUGAGGCUGGACCCUUCUCUGUCUGUGGAUGACCUGGCUAACAGCGGGCAGGUUGGCACAGCAAGGUAUAUGGCCCCUGAGGUUUUGGAGUCCAGGAUGAACCUGGAGAACAUGGAGUCCUUCAAACAAACAGAUGUGUACUCCAUGGCUUUGGUCCUCUGGGAAAUGACAUCUCGCUGUAAUGCUGUCGGAGAAGUGAAAGAAUACGAGCCCCCAUUCGGCUCCAAAGUGCGAGAACACCCUUGUGUAGAAAGCAUGAAGGACAACGUCCUAAGAGACAGAGGACGACCUGAGAUCCCCAGCUCCUGGCUGAACCAUCAGGGCAUCCAGAUGGUGUGUGAAACUCUUAUUGAGUGCUGGGACCACGACCCCGAGGCCCGGCUGACAGCCCAGUGCGUUGCAGAGCGCUUCAGCGAGCUCAAGCACCACGACAGGCUCUCGGGAAGGAGCUGUUCGGAGGAGAAGAUCCCUGAAGAUGGCUCUGUGACCACUGCAAAGUAGUAUGUCCCUGAGAGCUCAAAAAUGGAGGGAAGUCACUCCUAGACGUGUUCGCCUUGGCAAAGGAAGAAGUCUUGAUCAGUGCCUUGACUUGCUUCCUGGAGGACUGAGGCUGUCACUACUCCCUUUAGGCUGCAACUCUGGACAGGGAGAUGUAUUCUGUGAAUUAAAAGCUGGGGAGUAGCUGUCUUACCCUAGCAUUGGCAGCCGGCAUCAUGUCAUAGGAGGAGCUAUGUAUAUUAGCACUUCCUCAGGAAAUGAGAUUUGAAAAUAGCCAAUAACAUUAUGCACUUUAUUAAUGCCUGUAUAUAACUACAAAAUUGCUAUUUUUAUAUAUAUAUACAUAUAUAUAAAAAUGUGUGUGUAUGUAUAUAUAUAUAUCUAUCUAUAUAUCUAUAAACAUUCAUGCUCUGAAAGAAAAAAGUGCUUCCAGGAAAUGACCAGUGCAUUAGAAAUCCCUCCCCUUAGGGAAGGAGCCUGGGGGGACUGGUAUAGCACCACACCAGCAAUUGUGCACUAAGCGCUCUGCCAAAAAGAUAGGAAUAACAUGCAAUAAAAAGAUGACUUUCAAAGCAUGUGCUGUGAUCACCUGGCUGGGGCCCUGCAGUUCACAGUUGCAGGAGCAGUCUCGCAGCAGACAGUCCAAUUUGACUUUGCAAUUGUACCUACAUGAUCCUGUCUGCAGCACAUUGUGGAAAGUUCUGGGAUGCCUUUUUCCUCUCACCUUAACCCCAACGUCCUCACAGUGUCCCAGAACAGGAGUGUGAGGAGGUUUGGUCCUUCCCACAUGUGUGUUUUGAUACAGAGGUCGUUACUGUUGUAUUUUUUUUUUGUUUUGCUUUGAAUUCAUGCUGUUUGCAAGCAGGUUGCAAAAUAUGAGCAGGAUGAGCUUUCCCCUCCUCCCAUCCCCAUGCCCAAACCAUACAGAACACAAGAGCCAGCAACAAUCCAAGCAGAUGUUUUAUAUUUGCUGUGCAUUCUGAGUGUGGGCAGUACUAUUUUUUUCCCCUCCUUUUACCUUGAUUGUGUUGCUGUAAGAUCAAACUUCUUUUUUCCCUGUACAGCAUGUCUAAUUGCUUGAUACACCACAGUCUGACUGUGUUCCAUACUUUCAAAAGUAAGAGACAACAGCUGGUGCCUUUACUUUUGCAAAAAGACCUUGGAGGUGAGGGAAAGCUCUGUAGCAAUAGGUUAAUGGCAUAUCCUGCCCACAGCAUUUAUAGGGCUGUCUCAGCAAGU
Molecule: messenger RNA, 3153 nt
Organism: Pipra filicauda (Wire-tailed manakin)
Lineage: Eukaryota; Metazoa; Chordata; Aves; Passeriformes; Pipridae
Gene: TGFBR2
Product: transforming growth factor beta receptor 2
Exons: 7
Coding region: 211-1917 (568 amino acids)
Biological process (GO): heart development; protein phosphorylation; cellular response to growth factor stimulus
Cellular component (GO): signaling receptor complex; plasma membrane
Molecular function (GO): ATP binding; activin receptor activity; metal ion binding
Source: RefSeq, a predicted model, not a curated record